This is a messenger RNA of Sinocyclocheilus grahami, 1504 nucleotides long. RefSeq names its product ATP-dependent RNA helicase DDX19A-like. Gene Ontology annotation, molecular function: RNA helicase activity; ATP binding; nucleic acid binding. Bases 125 to 1504 code for a protein of 459 amino acids. Lineage: Eukaryota; Metazoa; Chordata; Actinopteri; Cypriniformes; Cyprinidae. The transcript is spliced from 11 exons. The record is from RefSeq and is a predicted model, not a curated record.
GUGCUAACUUCCGGCCGGACAGCGUUGUGUGCGCAUUCUCGCGAAGCUAAGUCGAGUGAAGUGGCCAGCCCAUCUGAAGACUUAUCAAGGCCGCUUAAUAGUUCACAUAUCUGCGACUGAAGCCAUGUCAACCGACUCGUGGGCUCUAUCUGUGGACGAUCAAGAGUCUACAGCCAAGUCUAUUGGGAAAUUGCGGAUUAAGGAAGCGGGAGAUGCAAAUAUACGCCAGCCUGAUGGUGAUGGUGACAAAUCCGAUGAAGAAGAAAAAGAGGACAGAGCCUCACAGUCUCUCCUAAACAAGCUGAUCAGAAGCAAUGUGGUCAACAACACGAACCAAGUGGAGGUUCUUCAGAGGGACCCAAACUCACCACUUUAUUCAGUCAAGACCUUUGAGGAGCUGAGACUGAAACCUCAGUUGCUCAAAGGCGUCUAUGAAAUGGGCUUCAACAGACCUUCUAAAAUCCAAGAGAAUGCCCUUCCCAUGAUGCUCGCCGAACCACCUCAGAAUCUGAUUGCUCAGUCUCAGUCUGGCACUGGUAAAACAGCUGCCUUCGUGCUGGCCAUGCUCAGUCAUGUGGACCCAAGCUUAAAAUGGCCUCAGUGUUUGUGCAUUUCUCCCACAUAUGAGCUCGCUCUGCAGACGGGUAAAGUCAUUGAGCAGAUGGGCAAGUUCUAUUCAGAAGUCAAGCUGGCAUAUGCUGUUCGAGGACAUAAAAUGGAUCGUGGCGUUAAGAUCAAGGAGCAGAUCGUCAUCGGCACACCCGGGACGGUUCUGGACUGGUGCGUUAAGCUGAAGCUCAUUGACCCGAAAAAGAUCAAAGUGUUUGUUCUGGACGAGGCUGAUGUGAUGAUCGCCACACAGGGACACCAGGACCAGAGCAUCCGCAUUCAGAGAAUGCUGCCCAAAGGCUGUCAGAUGUUACUUUUCUCUGCCACCUUUGAGGACUCUGUGUGGAAAUUUGCUGAGCGGGUUGUGCCAGAUCCCAACAUCAUCAAGCUUAAACGUGAAGAGGAGACCCUGGACACUAUCAAGCAGUACUACGUGCUCUGCAACAGCAAGGAGGACAAGUUCAACGCACUCUGUAACAUCUACGGAGCCAUCACUAUAGCACAAGCUAUGAUCUUCUGUCAUACUCGGAAAACAGCCAAUUGGCUCGCCGGCCAGCUGUCUAAAGAGGGCCACCAGGUGGCGCUCCUCAGUGGGGAAAUGGUAGUCGAGCAGAGAGCUGCAGUUAUUGAACGGUUUAGAGACGGCAAGGAAAAAGUUCUCAUCACUACUAAUGUCUGUGCAAGAGGUAUUGAUGUUGAACAAGUGUCAGUGGUGAUCAACUUUGACCUUCCACUGGACAAAGACGGCAAUCCAGACAAUGAAACAUACCUCCACCGGAUCGGCAGAACGGGACGUUUUGGUAAGAGAGGACUUGCUGUCAACAUGGUGGACAGUCAGCGCAGCAUGGAGAUUCUCAAGACAUAUGAAAAGCAUUUUAGUAAGUGUUUCCAUUAG